Messenger RNA from Doryrhamphus excisus (bluestripe pipefish), 3601 nucleotides. The record is from RefSeq and is a predicted model, not a curated record. Lineage: Eukaryota; Metazoa; Chordata; Actinopteri; Syngnathiformes; Syngnathidae.
UGACGCCAGUCAGCUGGCCACCUGGCGCCAAUUUUGGCUCAUUAACGGUAUGUCGCUAAUAAACACCACGAAGAAGAAACGUUACUUAAAAUGUGAAGAUAUCGGUGGUCACAUGUUUCAGAUUAAUGUGGAACAUUUAGGAAUUUGAUCCUAACAAUGAAUCACAACAAGUCCCGAAUCUACCGGUGCUGGACAUUUGUCCUUGUUGUUUUUACCGUCACAGAGAGCCGCUAUGCAUCGUACGGCCCCCUCAAAGUUCAAGGCCCGAGCCGGGCGUCUUCUGGUUUUGUCCAGUCUCCUUUCUCGACACAGAAACACGAAAGUAAUUCGAAACCUGUGAGUGUGAAGUGUCACUCCGACGCUAUCGAGGUUGUGGUUCAAGCUGACUUGUUCGACACGGGCCUUUUGCUGAACCCGGAAUAUCUGCGUCUGGGUUCGCCACCAGCGAGUGAAGGGCGGUCGUGCCGUGCUUCCCAGACUGAAGAGGGGACGUUGCUUAUCCUGGCAGACCUGCUGGACUGUGGAACUCGACUCUCGUCAACUGGAGACAUACUCAUCUAUUCUAAUGUGCUGAUCUACUCGCCCAAGCAGUCAUCUGAUGGCUUGUUUCGACUGGAUGGAGCAGCUAUCCCAGUUGAGUGCCAUUUUGACAAAAAGUAUUCAGUGGAUGAAGUUUCCCUGUAUCCCACCUGGGUACCCUGGGUCUCUGUCGCCUCAGCUCACCAUUAUAUAGGCUUCCGUCUGCGCCUUAUGACUGACAACUGGCAGUUUGUGAGGCGGUCUCAUACGUACUACUUGGGUGACCCGAUGCACUUUGAAGUGUCCGCUGUGGUCCGCAAACACAAACCCUUGCGAGUCUAUGUCGACCAUUGUGUGGCCACAGACGCCCCUGACCCACAGUCCACGGCAAGAUAUGACUUUAUCGAGCGUAAUGGAUGUCUCACUGAUGCCUUCCUGACAAACUCCAGCUCUCACUUCCUGUCCAGGGUUGAAGAGCACACGCUUCGAUUUCAGCUGGACGCUUUUAGGUUCCACCAAGGGCCCAGCAGUCAGGUUUACAUCACCUGCUGGUUGAAGGCAGUCCCAACCACGUCAGCAGUCAGCUCUCAAAACAGGGCCUGCUCUUUUGUUGACAACAGAUGGAUGUCAGUGGAUGGGGAAGACCAGGUCUGUAGAACCUGUGAUCCUCUUGCAGUCAAAGAAGAAACAACCACAGAGAGAGAAACAGAGCAGCCUAUGAAGUCGAUGCGGAAUUUUGCUCUGACUAACCCAAAACAGUCGAGCAGCUCUCUGCAGGUCCGCCCAAGAAUGUUCCCAGGCCACAAAUCUCAGCAGUCCUUUUCUGAACUGAUGAACUCUAAAGCAGAGCGAAUCAUCCAGUUUGGACCUCUUACUGUCAAAUAGACAGUCUCUAACAAUACUUGCAUCAGGACCUCUAACGUGGUUGAAUGGCAAUUUCUCUGAUUUGAGCUGCCAAUUGGAAGAUGAAUCCAUGGAGGUCACUUGACGCCCUGCGUAGGACACUGAAAUCGUUUGAUCCCUGUUUGAUACACUGUACAUGUUUCUCCAAUAUAUGUUUUACAUGAGCCGUGCUUUGUUGUUUUUAACCUACUCAUCUGAAUUUCUCCAGCUUUCAGUCGCUUCCGGGCUCAAAAUGACUUUUGCAAACAAAAUUUAAUUAGUCUUGGGUUUCUAAGCACUCAACCUCAUUAGGCGCAACAAACAGAAAUGGAUGGGAGAGAUGCGCUGUCUAUUUCUGCUCAAGUACACAAACACCGCACAUCCAUCCUUUCGGCGUCCACUGAUCAAUCCGACAUAUCUGCUGUUUUGAACUGAGUGAAGCAGGCAUGCUAUUAUGGAGCACUUCCUUCCAUUACCACCCACAAACUGCCCAUCAUGUAGUCACUUUAUUGAUUGGUUAUUUGUGCGGGGGCCCUGAUGUAGCAUGAAAAGUUGGCUUUAACAGCAUCAAUAUCAAAGCUAUGGUUGUAUAUCAUUGUUGCAUGUUACUUACACAUUAUAGCACGUUUUGGUCUGCCUGUCCCUCUUUAGCGUCAAAUUACAUUUAAAAAACAGCUAAUACACCUAUGGUUUGCAUAUGUAAAAAAAAAUAAAAAUUGGUCAACCGUUUGAGAAUGUGAACUUAAACUGAAACAUUUUCAUUCCGACUGUAAAAAACUGUACAGCCCAGCAUGUCUAUAGUGUGUGCACAUACAGUCAGUCUCGGAAAAAUAGCCACCCAUUCGAAGUUGGUGUUAUGGGAGGCUAUACAUUCAAUGGUAAUGCCAUCCAUGCAUUUUGUAUGUCGCUUAUCCUCACUAGUGUCGCGGGUGUUCUGGAUCAUAGCUAUCAUAGCUGUUUUUGGGUGAAAGGCGCGGUACAGUGUCUGUUCCAACUCUAUUUUUAUUUGCAUUAUUUGGAAGUUCUUUAGUACAAAACAAUCUCCAGAUGAAUAAUUGGGAAGCUGGAAGCAGACCACCUGCACUAUUAAUUCCUAAAACAUGCAACAGCAGCACACCACCAGGGAGCAUUUUACUGCACAAGACCACUUUUGUUGACAAGCUUUUAAUCCAUUAAGAUUUUAUACCUAGGGGCCUUCGCUGUGGGCUACAAAUACUUUUUACGAGCAUCUCCUCCACCUCUGGUCAGCAUCUCUCACAUUGUGUUCUUGGGGUGUUGAGUACUGUCCAUGGUUCUGAAGCCAUUUUUGGCCCAUGUCCCUAUGAUAAAUCAUUGGUUAUGUUACAGUACUUUGAGAAAACGACUGGUCGAUUUCCCGGGCGCCUGUUUACUUUCUUAGAAAAUGAAUAAGCCAUUGCAUGUAAUGUCUGGGUUGCAAUUCACUGGUGGGCUAUAACAGGCCCACUAAGUGUGUAAUAAAUCUGUGAUGCUCCAAAGUACACUUGGGCUUUUAUGUUGUGCAGAGCACAGGCAGUGGGACUUGCUCAGCGAGAGGUGCUUCGCUGUGGACACUAUAAUGAUGCGUCAGUCUCCACAUCCUUCAAGAUGCGGACACGCUCUUUGCCGGGAUGACCAGGAAUGCUGCCCUCGAGGAAACGCCACCACCAGUGCAGGAACCUGUUGCAAUCACUUGGAGGACAAGACUUACUACCACGUUGCCAUGGUGACUCGCAAACUUUCUGGUGUUCUGAUUAUGCUUCUUCUCUUUGCCUUGGGAUACUUGGUGCAGCGAGUGUUGUGUUCUAGGUCCAGGCAGCUCAACCCUGCACACAGUGGAGACCCGGCUGUUACAACAUCACAGGAGCUGCUGGUGGGGAGCUCCACUCCGGACAGUCUCUUGGACGGUGGAACCAUUGCUAAUCUUCCCACGUAUGAUCAGUGCAAACAUCUGCCAACAUACGAGGAGACAGUACGGUAUGGACAGCCCAAUUCCUCUGUGGGACAAACUACCUGACAAGGACACUUUUUUUUUUUUUUUUUUUUAAAUCAAAGGAAAGACUUGUUAUAAUUUGAUGCCCUUUGAAGGAAUAUUGUCUCGUAAGCAAGAACAGUUAGGCUAAUGAGGAUGAUGCUGCAUAAGUAGCAAUCUGACUUUAAUGGCUUUGCUAAUGUUGAUGAAUAAUUUACCAAUACCUGAUAG